AUGACAUUGCAUGAAGAAGAUGAUGCCUCCCUAAUAGAUGUCGACCCGGACACAGACAAUUCUCAAGAUGACCUCGACCAGAAACCGCAGGCUCAGGAAGCCCUCCUCCAGGCAUCCCAGCACCAUUCCCUGAAGCACCAUCUUCUCGGUCCUUCCUUGACCAAGGCUGGACAGGAUGCGGUCGAUCAGAAGAAGGUCUCUGAAAUUAUAUACGAGGCCUCCAAAGGCUCCAAGUUCUUCAACAAUGAAGAAGUGAAGGACAGGAACUUGACUUUGAAGAUCGAGCGGAUUUUAAAACAAAAGGCACAACUGGAGAAGCUCGACCUCAAGACAGACCUGCGCCGGGCAGACGACUACAUUGCAUGCCUCGAAUUGGCCAGAGACCUCUCACAGUAUGUCGUUCACAUCGACUGCGACGCCUUCUACGCCGCUGUUGAAGAGAUUGAUCGACCUGAGCUCAAGACUGUCCCCAUGGCCGUCGGGAUGGGCGUCCUUACCACCUGUAACUACGAGGCCCGGAAAUACGGUUGUCGCAGUGCCAUGGCAGGAUUCGUGGCGAAGAAACUAUGCCCUCAACUGAUCUGUCUACCCUUGAAUUUUGACAAAUACACAGCCAAGGCAAAAGAAGUAAGAGCUAUCCUCGCAGAGUACGACCCACGUUUCGAGAGCUCUAGCAUCGACGAAGCCUACAUGAACAUCACAGAGUACUGCAACACUCACGGGAUCGAUCCCGAAGCUGCAGUUGAGCAACUGCGAAAGGAAGUGCAUGAGAAGUGCAAGAUCACGAUCUCCGCCGGUAUUGCGCCCAAUGCCAAAUUGGCCAAGAUCUGUUCCAAUAAGAACAAACCCAAUGGGCAGUUUCGAAUACCCAACGAUCGAGCUGCUGUCAUGUCGUUCAUGUCUACACUCCCAGUGCGCAAAGUCAACGGCGUCGGUCGUGUGUUUGAGCGAGAGCUCGAUGCCAUUGGCGUUAAAACGUGCGGUGAUAUCUACGUUCAGCGAGCAUACCUCUACAAGCUCUUUGGAGAGAAGGCAUUCCAGUUCCUGAUGCAGACCUAUCUUGGUCUUGGGCGCACGGCUGUACAGCCUGCUGAGGAGUAUGAGCGAAAGAGUGUAGGAACGGAAAGUACAUUCCGUGACAUCAGCAACAAGCAAGAACUUCGCGAGAAGCUUCGCCAUACAGCCGAAGAACUAGCUAAAGAUAUGGUCCGCGUCGAGGUCAAAGGUCGGACUCUGGUUCUGAAGGUCAAGCUACACACUUACGAGGUCUUCACCCGACAAGUCGCUACCCCAAAGGCGGUCCACCUCGCAGAUGAUCUCUACAACUACAGCCUACCGAUGUUGGCCAAACUCGAGAAGGAGAUCCCGGACUUCCGGCUGCGUUUGAUGGGACUACGAUGCACCCACCUAGUCAGCACCAAGAAAACGGGCACUGAUUUCUUCGGCCGCAAAUUCAACAACGACAACGGCUCUACGGGUAUGCAAGCAGAUGAUGCAGAAUGGGAAGUUUGGCCAGACUCAGAGUUCGAAGAAGCCGCACGGCAGGAAAGACAGGAGGAGAUUGAAGAGCUAGAGCGCCUAAGUCAGGAGCAGCAGCGUGACGCCGCCCAGAACCUGGAGCCGAAUGCUCUUUUCCCAGGAGCCUAUGUCUCUACAGCAGACUGGCACGAACCCUUUGGCAGGUACAAGUAUGGCAGCGAGCCGAACUCGCCGGCAGCCUCGCCACAAUCCAAGCAUGGACGGGUGCUGAACAAAGCUGCUCCUGCUGUGCCGGCCUUGAAAGAAGAGCACAGGCAAGAAGCAUUAUGGGACUGUCCAAUCUGUCAGCUCCCGCAACCAGCAAGCGACAGGGAGUUCAACAGCCACAUCGACCUGUGUCUCUCGCGGCAGACGAUCAAAGAGGUGGUAGCCGAGGCAAAUGGAUCUGCUGCAGUCGCAGCCUCUAGCAGAGCAUCGCCUGAUGCAUCCAUGCUAGAUAGGCCGAAGUCUGUCAAUGGGGUGAAGGCUAAGAGAAAAGUCUCCUCUAGCAAUAUGAUGGAGCCGGAUGUGGCUGGCGGGAGAAGGCAGAAGAGACUAUUCUUUACCUGA
Molecule: messenger RNA, 2088 nt
Organism: Fonsecaea multimorphosa CBS 102226
Lineage: Eukaryota; Fungi; Ascomycota; Eurotiomycetes; Chaetothyriales; Herpotrichiellaceae
Exons: 1
Coding region: 1-2088 (695 amino acids)
Biological process (GO): error-prone translesion synthesis
Cellular component (GO): nucleus
Molecular function (GO): DNA-directed DNA polymerase activity; damaged DNA binding
Source: RefSeq, a predicted model, not a curated record